CGAGAGUUUGCUUGCUUGCUAGUGUCUUUACCGCCGCUAGCUCGCUCCGCCGCCUUGUUUUUGAAAGCGAGGCAGCAGCGUAGGGGCCGCAUACGUGCGUGCGGAGGUAGCCCAGAACUGUGACAGUGCCGAGCAAGCGAAUCUUGCGGCCAGGCUGCACGCCGUCGCCGCGCAGCCUUCACAGAGCAACUUUCAAAUCAAACUCAGCCGGAGCGGCGACCGCGCGCCGCUGCAUAAACCAUGCCCCAAAUCAACGACCCCAACGCCCAGGAGGCCUUAGCGGUCCUUCGAACCUACGUCGAGCAGUGCGGCGGCGAGGGCAGCGCCAUCGACGGCUGGACGACCGAGCUCUACAGCCGGUCCAUAGGCAACUCCGCCGGCACCACGGACCGGUACUUUUUUGAUGCGAGUGGAAAGAAGUUUAGGUCCAGGGCGGAGAUCGCGAGAGCUCUUGGCCUGUCCGGCGCGCCAGCUAUACGAGUCAAGGGCGACGGGACCACGUCGACAGGAGUUCUGAGACCAGGAGAAGCCCCGGCGACCUUCAAGUACGAGUGGGGCGAUCAGACAGAAAGGACCUUCGAAGAAAGCGCCAACGCGUUCAGGGUCGAGGGCGACUUCCGGGAGUUCGAUGGCAGGGACGCGAUGGGCGCGGAGGUGUCGCUCAUGUACCGGAGACAACCCAAAAGAUGGAGGGACGUGCUGGAGAAUCAGUAUGUGUGGCCCGCGAAACGGGAACCGCAAACUCAGUCGUCGGAGUGGCCGCGGUGCAAUUGCGUCUACGACCCAAACGACCCGGAGGGCGGGUGUGCGGGCACGGACUGCGUCAAUCGCGAGUUGUACGUCGAGUGUCCGCUAGAUUGCUGCAUGGGCGGCGCGCCGGACCCGGCUUGCACGUCCACCACGGAAGUAGUUGUGGAGAAGUUCGACAAGGUAAGGGAUAGGAAAGGUCUGGAAGCCAAAAUGGCCAGUGAUGGGUGGACGACGGAGGAGAAGCAGCGCGACGGUUCGACGCAUGUGGAUCGGUACUUCAUCUCUCCCGACCAAUCGAGGUUCAGGUCCAUCAUCGAAAUCGCGCGGUCGCGAUAUCCUGAGUUUCUGCUGGAUGCCGAAGAACCUUUAGGUGUGGGUUCCUUCGUGACCGUGACUCCCGAUACGUCUCCAGGCAACAAUAGGCAGGGCGGCGGCGGCACGAUCAUGGCUAUGCAUGACGACGGCACUUUUGACAUAAAACCGGGCGUCGGAGGGGGCCUGUGGCGGCGCGUGACGAAGGAAGAUAUCUCAAGGGAGUCGUCCCAACGGCGAUCUCGACGGUCGGAGCAGCCCAAAGAAGCGAAGAAAGGUGGUCGAUUACCAUGUGCCAAUACUGUCAUACAAAGGAGGGCCUACCCGCCCGUCGAAGUGUAUGAUACUGGUACCAUGGGUUUUGGACUGAGAGGUCGAGUAGCGAUCCACAAGGGCCAGAAGAUCGGCGAGUACCGGGGCGAAGUGGUGGAUCAAAACGAACUGCUCGAAAGACGCUGUAAACGCAAGGCGGAAGACCCCUUCUACAUCGCGGCGCUAGGCGACGGGCUGUCGAUCGACGCUGGUAAUAGAGGCGGCUACGCGCGCUUCGCGAACCACUCGUCUGCGGGCGGCGUCCCUUUGUGCCUUCGCGUCGACGGCGUCGCGUCCGAUGGCGUCGCGUCGGUAGCGUCGAUGGCGUCGCGCCGACGGCGUCGAGCGUGUCGUUCUCACGCAGGUGCGCCCCGAACUGCAAGCUCGAGAAGUGGCGCGUGGGCGAGGAGCCCCGAUUAGUCCUCGUGGCUCUACGGGACAUCCCGCCGCAGGAAGAACUAUGCUACGACUACAACGCGGGGGGCACGGAGGCCGACGCCACAGUGGGCCAGGAGUGCAAGUGCGGCGCGCCGAACUGCAUUGGAGUGAUUGGGAGCAAGAAGAACGUUGUGAAGAGUAAGGGCUACCAGUCCGGGAGUGAUGACGACGACGAGCCGGCCAAAGGUCGCGCGGCGCGCGCGAAGCGGCGCGCCGGAGAGGAGGACGAGCCCCCUCCUCCCAAAAAGAAUACGAGGGAGCCCGUCUGGACGCUGGAGGACGUCAUGGCCCUCGAGGAGGCCGUCGAAAGUGGCAUGGACUUUGAUUCCAUCGUAGAGGAGACGCUGCCCGGGAGGACGGCGGCCCAGCUCGAGCGCAAGUAUGAUGAGUUACGACAAGUAAAGCAGCGUAGAGAGCCCAAAGGUACACCGAAGAAGAAGAAGCAGAAGCUCCAGGAGGACGGUCCUGAAAGUUUGGCCUGGGCGGCGCGCACCCAUUUGGAAUUGAUCGGCACGGAGGGCGGCGCUCCUGAAUUAGCUGAAGCCUUGUAUGGCGCCGCGACGAGACACGAAGAAAGAUCAGGUAAGGGCGACCUGCACUGCUUCUGUCGGCUGCCGGAGUUUCCGGAGGUCCCCUGUGUGUCUACUGAUGGUGAUGCUGCAGAGUUGUUGUUUUGCGACGCCUGCGCGGGCUGGGUCCACCCGCGCUGCAUCCGACUCGAAACGAUGCCCGGCGACGACGACGACUACAUCUGUCCGCUCUGCGCGUACUCGAGGGGCGACGGCGUCCCUUUGGCCACAGUCGCGACGCGCAAUGGUAAGGUAUUGUGGAAGCGCGCGUUGGAUGAUACGACGACGCUAGAAACGUGCGAGAAAUGCUUAAACGAAUGGGAGGCGCUGGAGAUCGACGACGGGCUCGUCUACGCGGGCCUGGCCAAGAACUUCCUUGAGACGAUCGUCGGAGAGGCCAAGGCCUUCGCGGAGCGCGCGGCGCCGUUUUUGGUGAAGAAGGACGCGCUCUCGCCGGCGGAACUGCGGGGUCUCGCGGAGCUCGUCUGCGAAGGCCAGACGCUCGAGCUCGUCGAUGGUACUCUGCUGGACUCGCUGCGGGACGCGCUGCGCUGCGCGGCGCUGGCGGCGCGGGAGGUCAGUCCUGAGAACGCCUAAUUUAUAUUUCCGAUACUAUCGUGAGUUACGGUGCUAGGAGAGACGCAUUGUUGCUGGCGAUAAUCAAAUAAACCCGUUUUGCUAAUCAUAAAAAAAAAACGACGCCCGGGGCUCUGUCUUAGGUAGCGGCGCACGCGUGACGCCGGGGUCUCAUCGCUUCGCGCAAGGGCCGUCGGGCCACCGACUUGCUGUGACGCGAAAAAGAUCGGUUAAAAACACCUCUGUGCCGAGAUAUAAUUUUCGGCUCGGCUGAAAUCCGAAAAUUUACGCUUCCUAUCUCCGCGUGUUGACUCUCAAGCGUCUGUGACCGCUUAACUACUCCCGCUGCGUCACCAUGGCCAUGAAUAGCGCUAACGACUUGGAACUGCUCUCGCUUGUCGCAAAGAUGCCGCGCACGUCGCUCGAGGCGGUCGUCCUCGACAUGGUCGCGACCGGCCACCCGAUCAACGAGGGGGAAUUGGAAGUGGCCGCCACCGAGGACGAGGCCUGCUUGGGCGCGUGUGCGGUGGCGCCGGCGCCGCAGGUCCCGCAGGGCCUCGAGUAUGAAGCCGGCGUGCUCUCGGGCCUAGAAAGGGACACCGUCGAGCAGCUCGUGCUACGGGGCGUCGCGGGCGGCGACCCGCCGACGAAGGCGGACAUCCGGGCCUGCGAGAAGCGGCGCCUCUCGCGCGCCGACUCCAUGUCGGGCGACGAGUCCUGCUGCGAGAGCCUGCGGGCGCGGUGCUGCUGCUGA
Pelagomonas calceolata is the source of this 3711-nucleotide messenger RNA. The record is from the annotation of a GenBank genome assembly. NCBI's taxonomy places the organism in Eukaryota, Pelagophyceae, Pelagomonadales, Pelagomonadaceae.